This is a messenger RNA of Meloidogyne enterolobii, 822 nucleotides long. The record is from the annotation of a GenBank genome assembly. Lineage: Eukaryota; Metazoa; Nematoda; Chromadorea; Rhabditida; Meloidogynidae.
AUGGCUCAAUUAGAAGCAAUAUUGCGUGCUAGUGGAGAUAUUUAUGACGAUCCAGAAGUUUUAGAACAACUUAGAGAAAAGAGAAUGCGUGCAAAAUGGGCUGAGGCUGCUCGUAAUAGAUAUCACAGAAUGACUGAUGAAGAAAGAAAAUCUCAUAAUAUGAAAAGACGAAUUAAACAACAAGUUUCUGUAAAAAAUGAAGAUAAAAGUUGUGGAAAUUUGGGUGGGGAGGCUAAUAAAAGAAUUAAAGAACAAAAUGCGAGGAAGGCUGAAGCUGCUAGACUGCGUUAUCAUCGAAUGACUUAUGACGAAAAGAAAAUGUAUAAUCAGCGAAGGACUGAAGCAUUUCGACGUAGAAGGAUGGAAGAAGAAACUCUUUUGGCUAUGCCUAUUGGAAGAAUUAAUGGAGAGGCACUUGAUAGAGCACAACAAAUUGUUAUUCGAAAUGCUAAGCGUGCUGAAGCUGCUCGACUUCGUUAUCAAAGAAUGACACCUGAACAGCGAAGGGCUUACAACCAAAAACGUUACACUCCUAAACGUAAACGUCAAAUAAUGGAAGUUAUCUUGGCAGAUGUUGAUCCAGAUUUAAAAAUUGAAAAAUCAGACGAUGAAGAAGAAUAUGAUGCUCUUUCUUCUCUUGAACGUGACGUUUUAAGGCGUACUCAACAAGCACAUCAAAUCUUGCUUCGUCAGCGUGGUCAACAGCAGCAACAGCACCAACAACCAUCCCAACAACAACAACAGUUACCACCACCACCACCACCACAACAACAACAACAACAUUAUAUUUCGCAUAGGACACCUCCAUUGACACACGCGUGA